AUGCCACACGUGCUAGAGUCGCGCCGCAUCGUAGUUAUCGCUCUAGUCAUGUUGCUUCUUUGGCGUUUGAGUGUUGUCGACGCCAAUGUCUGCUUGGCAAAGGUUGAGAUGAUGGCCAGUAUAUUAGAAGACGUGAUGUCGUUAAUUCGAGAUGCCCCUGUGGGCCAAAUCAUCCGCUUCAUCACACGGAACAAGUUCCUCCAAUACCCGGAAGAGAAGACUGGCUUCCAACUCCCGCAACAAUGGCUUGACGUCCUCAAUUCUGAGAAGUCCAGCCCGGCAGAUGCAACCCCAGCCGACGCCGGCGCAUCACCCCGAUCCUCCGAAUCGACCCACGCCGCCGAUGAAGAAAAUAAGCUUUCACAGAAAGAAGUCGAAGACGGCGCGCCGUACGGCACCUCGCUCCAGCGGACUCGGAGCCGGGAGGAGACGAUCCCAUACACUGCGGACCGGCUCGAGGUCGACGAGAUCCACGAGAUCCAAAAGACCAAGAGCAUCCCCAUCGCACCGAGAAAGACCAAAGAUGGUGCCAUCCUGGUGGACUGGUACUUUAGCGACGAUGCUGAGAACCCGCAAAACUGGUCUAAUGCGAAGCGCGGACUCAUCGCUGCCAUUAUCUGUAUCUACACCUUUGUCGUCUACAUGUCUUCAGCGAUUUACACGCCCUCCAUAGAGGGCGUCAUUCACGAGUUCGGCGUCGACAUGACUGAGGUUUCCUUGGGUCUGGCGCUCUUUGUCUUGGGCUAUGGUAUCGGUCCUCUGCUCUUCUCGCCGCUCUCUGAGAUCCCCCGCAUUGGCCGUAACCCGAUUUACAUCGUCACCAUGUUCCUCUUCGUGAUCGUGUCGAUUCCCGCCCCUUUGGCUAGCAACUUCCCCGGGUUGAUGGUUCUCCGAUUCCUGCAAGGUCUCUUCGGCUCGCCGUGUCUGGCAUCAGGCGCUGCGUCUCUGGGAGACAUGUACAGCCUUCUCAACCUUCCCUAUGCCCUCAUUGCUUGGGUGUCUGCAGCAUACUGCGGUCCAGCUCUUGGGCCCCUCUUGUCAGGCUUUUCCGUCCCCGCCAUGGGCUGGCGCUGGUCUCUCUGGGAAAUUCUUUGGGCCGCCGCCCCCGUUUUCCUCGUCAUGUUCUUCUUCCUCCCCGAGACCUCGACGCCCAACAUCCUCCUCCGCCGCGCUCAGCGUCUCCGCAAGCUGACGGGCAACGAUCGCUUCAUGUCUCAGUCCGAAAUCGACCAGCGCAACCUGAAGACCUCGGCCGUCGUCAUUGACGCCCUCAUCAAGCCCCUCGAGAUCACAAUCAAGGACCCGGCCAUCCUCUUCGUCCAGGUCUACACCGCCAUCAUCUACGGCAUCUACUAUUCCUUCUUCGAGGUGUUCCCCCUCGUGUACCCAGUCUACUACGGCAUGUCCAUUGGCGAAAUCGGCCUCGUCUUCCUCUGCAUCCUCGUCGCCUGCCUGCUCGGCAUCGCCGUCUACGUCUCCUACCUUGCCUUUUACAUGGUGCCCUGCAUCAAAAAGUUCGGCUUCCCCAUCCAGGAGAACCGUCUCGUACCCGCUCUCCCCGCCUCCUUCGGCCCCACCAUCGGCCUCUUCAUCUUCGCAUGGACCGCAUCCCCGGCCAUCCACUGGAUCGCACCCACCAUUGGCAUCACUAUCUACGGCGCCACCGUCUUCGUCGUGAUGCAGUGCAUCUUUGUGUACGUCCCACUGUCCUACCCCCAGUACGCCGCCAGUCUCUUUGCCGGUAACGACUUCUUCCGCUCCGCCUUCGCCUUUGCUAGCAUCUUGUUCGCCCGCCCCAUGUACCAGAACUUGGGUGUCGCCCGCGGAACGAGUUUGUUGGGUGGACUUAGCACAAUUGGUAUCCUUGGAAUCUGGCUGCUUUACUUCUACGGCGGUAGACUUAGAGCGCUGAGCAAGUUUGCGGUCUCGUCUGACUAA
Messenger RNA from Colletotrichum tamarilloi, 1938 nucleotides. Its product is annotated as major facilitator superfamily transporter. The record is from RefSeq and is a predicted model, not a curated record. Gene Ontology annotation, cellular component: plasma membrane. Gene Ontology annotation, biological process: xenobiotic detoxification by transmembrane export across the plasma membrane. Gene Ontology annotation, molecular function: fluconazole transmembrane transporter activity. The coding region runs from base 1 to 1938 and encodes 645 amino acids. The transcript has 4 exons. NCBI's taxonomy places the organism in Eukaryota, Fungi, Ascomycota, Sordariomycetes, Glomerellales, Glomerellaceae.